AUGUCUCAAAGACUUAUGAUCAAGAACAUCCCCAUUUCGAAGCUUAACACCUUCGCCGCUUAUACUCGGUCAUUCAAUUCCUUAACAGCUAUCCAUAAGCUUGUCCCGCCUUUAGCACCUGCCGCGGCCCCAAAUGUCGCCGGAAAACGUUUGCUCACUACAGGCCACAGGGUCAAGUCUAUCCUGCAGGCUCGUACGUUUUCCACGACGGUCGCGAGGAAGGUGCAGGAUACAACUCAGGCCGCACCUUCUGCGAAGGCGUAUCUUGAGUCGGGGGUGAUUGCGGGUAGCGGCAACUUGGUCGAUGUGAACAAGGUGUUGGUUAUUGGUAGCGGUGGCUUGAGUAUCGGGCAAGCAGGAGAGUUCGAUUACUCCGGAUCCCAAGCUAUUAAGGCACUAAAAGAGGCUGGCAAGCAGUCUAUCCUUAUUAAUCCUAAUAUCGCAAACAUUCAGACAUCUCAUUUCCUCGCGGACGAGGUCUACUUCCUCCCGGUUACUACCGAGUACAUCUCCCAUGUCAUCGAGCGAGAGCGUCCAGAUGGUAUCCUUCUCACUUUCGGAGGCCAAACCGGUCUCAAUGUUGGUGUCAAGCUUGACAAGAUGGGUGUUUUCGAGAGAAUGGGUGUCAAGGUCCUAGGAACUCCAAUCAAAACUUUGGAGACAUCCGAGGAUCGUGAUUUGUUUGCUAAGGCAUUGAAGGAAAUCGAUAUUCCAAUCGCUGAAUCUAUCGCUGUCAAUACUGUUGAGGAAGCAUUGGCUGCCGCCGAAGAGAUCGGAUACCCUAUCAUUGUCCGUUCCGCCUAUGCCCUAGGAGGUCUAGGAUCUGGAUUCGCAAAGGACCGCGACGAACUCGAAUCUCUAUCUUCCCAAUCCCUCUCCCUCGCACCUCAAAUUCUCGUCGAGAAGUCCCUGAAGGGAUGGAAAGAAGUCGAGUAUGAGGUCGUUCGAGAUGCUUCCAACAACUGUAUCACAGUCUGCAACAUGGAGAACUUUGAUCCUCUAGGUAUCCACACUGGAGACAGUAUCGUCGUCGCUCCAUCCCAGACACUCAGUGACGAGGAGUACCACAUGCUUAGAUCUGCUGCCAUCAAGAUUGUUCGACAUCUUGGUGUCGUUGGUGAAUGUAAUGUGCAGUACGCGCUUCAGCCCGAUGGAUUGGACUACAGAGUUAUUGAAGUCAAUGCUCGUUUGUCUCGUUCGUCUGCACUUGCAAGCAAAGCUACCGGUUACCCAUUGGCCUAUACCGCCGCCAAGAUCGCACUCGGACACACACUACCAGAAUUACCAAAUGCUGUCACUAAGACUACCACCGCCAACUUCGAACCUUCCCUCGAUUAUAUCGUCUCCAAGAUUCCACGAUGGGAUCUGAGCAAGUUCGGUCACGUCAAGCGUGAUAUUGGAUCUGCUAUGAAGUCUGUCGGCGAAGUCAUGGCUAUCGGUCGUACCUUUGAAGAGUCUAUCCAAAAAGCUAUUCGACAGGUCGACCCUAGUUUCCUUGGCUUCCAAGGCGACAAGUUUGAGGACCUUGACUAUGAAUUGUCUCACCCAACCGAUAGGCGAUGGCUUGCUGUCGGUCAGGCCAUGCUUCACGAAAACUAUAGCGUAGAACGUGUCCAUGAGCUCACAAAGAUUGACAAAUGGUUCCUUUACAAGCUCCAGAACAUUGUUGACUGCCAUCAUGAGAUUCUAAAUAUCGGUUCUCUCUUCGGACUAAACCAGGAAAUCCUGCUGAAGGCUAAGAAACUUGGUUUCGGAGACAAGCAAAUUGCUAAGCUAGUAGGCUGCACCGAAGACGAAGUCCGUGCCCGCCGAAAGAACUUCAACAUCCACCCAUGGGUCAAAAAGAUUGAUACCCUCGCCGCUGAAUUCCCUGCUGAUACCAACUACCUUUACACCACCUACAACGCUUCUUCUCACGAUGUCACCUUCGACGACCAUGGCAUUGUUAUCCUUGGUUCUGGUGUCUACCGUAUCGGUAGCUCCGUUGAAUUCGAUUGGUGUGCCGUUUCCGCUACCCUUGCCCUUCGUGAACUCGGCAAGAAGACUGUCAUGAUCAACUAUAACCCUGAAACAUACUCCACCGACUUCGAUACCGCCGAUAAGCUCUACUUCGAAGAAUUGAGCUAUGAGCGUGUUAUGGAUAUCUAUGAACUUGAAGCCGCAGCCGGUGUCGUUGUUUCUGUUGGUGGUCAGCUACCACAGAACAUUGCGCUUAAGCUCUCUGAGACUGGUGCUAAGGUUUUGGGAACUGAUCCAAAGGAUAUCGACAAGGCUGAAGAUCGUCAUAAGUUCUCUCAAAUUCUUGAUAGCAUUGGUGUGGAUCAACCCGCAUGGAAGGAACUCACCAGCUUUGAGGAGGCUCUUAACUUUUCUCGCUCCGUUGGUUUCCCAGUCCUUGUCCGCCCAUCUUACGUUCUCUCCGGUGCUGCCAUGAGCGUUAUCCGUGACGAAAGCGAGCUUGAGGAGAAACUCAAGAAUGCUGCGGCCGUUACACCCGAUCACCCGGUCGUUAUCACUAAGUUCAUCGAAGGUGCCAUGGAAAUCGACGUCGACGCUGUCGCCCACGAAGGAAAGUUGUUGAUCCACGCUGUAUCCGAACACGUCGAACAAGCCGGUGUCCACUCUGGUGAUGCAACUCUCGUCUUGCCACCCCAGAAUCUCGAUGAAUCCACAAUGGCCCGCGUAAAGGAAAUCGCAGUCAAGGUCGCAAAGGCCUGGUCUAUCACCGGUCCAUACAACAUGCAGAUCAUUAAGGCCGAUAACCCAGAAGGUGGAGAACCACAACUUAAGGUUAUUGAAUGUAACCUUCGUGCCUCUCGUUCCUUCCCAUUCGUUAGCAAGGUCCUUGGCGUCAACUUCGUCGAUGUUGCAACUAAGGCUCUUGCCAACACUGCUGUCCCGGAGCCAGUCGAUGUCAUGGCAAAGAAGGUUGACAGGGUUGCUACCAAGGUUCCACAGUUCUCGUGGACCAGAUUGGCAGGCGCUGAUCCCUUCUUGGGAGUUGAGAUGGCUAGUACCGGAGAAGUUGCUUGCUUCGGAAAGGAUCUUGUUGAAGCUUACUGGGCUAGUAUUCAGUCCGUCAUGAACUUCACAGUUCCAGAACCUGGUAGUGGUAUACUCCUUGGCGGUGAUGUGUCUGCUCCGCACCUCAGGGAGAUCGUUGAAUACAUCGCCCCAAUGGGUUACAAACUGCUUGCUGCUAACCCUAAGGUUAAGGCGGCCUUGGAGAAGGAGGUCCCAUCUGCCAAGAUCGAGGUUGUCGAAUUCCCAAAGACGGAUAAGAGGAAAUUAAGGGAGCUGUUCAAGGAAAAGGACGUCAAGGGUGUUUUCAACCUUGCUGCUGCCCGAGGCAAAGAUUUGUUGGAUGAGGAUUAUGUUAUGAGGAGGAAUGCGGUCGAUUUCAACGUACCGCUGUUUAUGGAACCUAAGACGGCUGUGCUGUUUGCUAGGUGUUUGAGCGAGAAGUUACCCAGGAAGGAGGGUAUUCCAAGCGAAGUUAUGCGAUGGAGUGAAUUUAUUGGCGGAAAGCCAUUGUAA
This is a messenger RNA of Orbilia oligospora ATCC 24927, 3537 nucleotides long. RefSeq lists its product as uncharacterized. Gene Ontology annotation, cellular component: cytosol; cytoplasm. Gene Ontology annotation, molecular function: metal ion binding; aspartate carbamoyltransferase activity; dihydroorotase activity. Lineage: Eukaryota; Fungi; Ascomycota; Orbiliomycetes; Orbiliales; Orbiliaceae. The transcript has 3 exons. The coding region runs from base 1 to 3537 and encodes 1178 amino acids. The record is from RefSeq and is a predicted model, not a curated record. Gene Ontology annotation, biological process: UTP biosynthetic process; 'de novo' pyrimidine nucleobase biosynthetic process; L-citrulline biosynthetic process.